This is a messenger RNA of Carya illinoinensis, 6466 nucleotides long. Its product is annotated as protein FAR1-RELATED SEQUENCE 5-like. The record is from RefSeq and is a predicted model, not a curated record. NCBI's taxonomy places the organism in Eukaryota, Viridiplantae, Streptophyta, Magnoliopsida, Fagales, Juglandaceae. Gene Ontology annotation, molecular function: zinc ion binding. The transcript has 2 exons. The coding region runs from base 3778 to 5235 and encodes 485 amino acids.
CCAUUUGGAUGCUCUUGCUAGUUAGGUUUCAACUCACUGAAGGGGAUAAAAUUUCUCAUUUUUCCAUUGAAAAGCCUAAACAUGAUUUUUUCAAACUCCUAUUAUUGGUCUUGGAUCCCAUCCACGUCCGUCUCUUUCUGCCACGAUAAGAGAUAUUUGCUUGUAACUGCAUAUGAAACAAAUGUUUAUUUUAUUAUUUCUUUUGAACUCUCUCUUUGUUUGAUAUGAAUGUGAAAAUUUGAUGCUAAUGAAAUGGUUAAAGUUAAAUUUAUUUUAUAUUGAAAAAGUCUAUUUGCACACGGGGUUGGGGACCUCUCGCGUACACGUCCAUCUACUAUAAUGAAACGCGUUUAGCUCAUCUUCUUCUUUGCAUCUCCUUCAUAUCAUCUUGUCUGUGUUCAAGCAAGGAAAGAGAGCAUGUGUGCUCUCUAACCCGAAGCCUUGCUACACGUUGAUCUCUGCCAUGCCAACCCAGACCACCUCCUUCACGUCCAACCCGUCUACGUUCAACCAACGCCGAAAGAUCAACCAUCACCAUUUCUCUCAUAACCAAAACAAACAAUUUCCACACCGUGACCCGUUCACGCCGCUCCUUGUAUGUUAUAACCCCACCUCCAUCACAACUCCUCACGUUAACAAGGUUAAAGGAAGCAACCACCCACGCACAAUGGCAUUGUCACCACGCAGGAAACCACUCAACUACACGCCGCUACCAACUCGUAGUUUAGCCACCCUCUCCAUUCAUCAUACCGGCUUCACAGCAAGAUCACUUUCAGCUCAUCACCAUGGACAAAAUCAGUGCAUCAUCGUCGCCACGUUUAACACGGGUCUAGCCGAAACAACUCCAUCAUGUCCUCUGUUUUAAGAAUUGAAAACAGAGCAAGGAGGAGCAGUGCAAGCCACCGAGAGCAACCUCCACGUCGUGACCCCACUACCCAAAGUCUCCCCAUUUUCCACCCUCAACCAUGCGCAGCUCCGUAAGCUUCAGCUGCUCUCUCUAUCUCUCUCUCUCUCUCUCUCUCUCUCUCUCUCUCUCUCUCUCUCUCUCUCUCUCUCUCUCUCUCUCUCUCUCUCUCUCUCUCUCUCUCUCUCUCUCUCUCUCUCUCCAUUUUCAACAGUCCAGCUACGCCGAGUGGUCUACACCGUGAGCAACCCAGCUCGUCGCUAGUUGCCUCUGAUCUGCUCUGUGCCAAAGUCUUCUGCGAAUGAGUGCACAGCCUGGACUGCCAAGUGGUCUACACCGUGAGCAACCCAGCUCGUCGCUAGUUGCCUCUGAUCUGCUCUGUGCCAAAGUCUUCUACGAGUGAGUGCCCAGCCGCAUGGAACUUUGGUCUUUUGCUCCGUGCCAACGUCUUCCUCGUAUAGUUUGUUUUAACAGGAUGAAGUUAUAUCUUAGAAGCAUAACUUUUUGAUUUUAGUUUCCCUCUUUCAUUUCGUGUUUUCGCCUCUUUUUUAAUUUUAUUUUUAUUUUUAUUGUUUUUAAUAAUAUCAGCAGCCGAUUCCGCAAAAGGUACCCAACAGCGAGUACCUGUAGCAAAACUGUUUUAUAUUAGUAGUUCUAUACACAGUCGCCAGAUGUAAUUAGGAUGCAGUCGGUUGACGUGGCGUUACGCCACGUCAGCCUCUAUUUAAAAAAAAAUGAAAAAUGAAAUACAAAAUACGAAAUACAAAUGAAAACCAAAACCGGUGCAGAUUGAAAGCAUUUUCGAAAAGAGUGAUUUCCCGCUUUUUCCAUUCGCGAGCCCCCCAGAACUGAAAGGAGGAAGACUACCUCGUCGUGGGUGCAGAGAACUGUUGCCGUUGGGUGGGUUGAUUUCGGGCUGGUCCGAUCUACGUUGGAGUGGGUCAAAGGCCGACCGUUAUUUGGAUCAGGUUGGUUUCAGUUGAGAUUGGGUCAGAUCCGCGAGCCAUCUGCUUGGAUCCGGUUCGUGGGCCAUCAUCUCGGGUUAGCUUCGUGGGCCAUCAACUCGGGUCAGAUUUACAGGCUAGCAGUUCAACCCAACAUCUCGGGUUAGGGAAGUAGGUGGUCAGUUUCGUGGGUCAGCACCACCACGACCAGGUUUUGGUUCUGAGAUGGAUCUAUAUCUGCAUGCUUCAAAAAACCUGAAACAGAUUUUCAUAAUUUGUUUGAUAUAUAUGUGGCUCUGUUUUGUGGGAUUUGAAUGAACAUGGUAAAUAUAUAUUGUUGAACGUGAAUCCAUAGAGGACUUUGAAAAUGUUGCAUACAAAUGUGGUUUGGUUUUGCUCGGGUUUGUGUCGUGUAGGAGGCCAAUGUAAAGUAAAUAAAUUGACUGCAAUGUGUAGGAAGUAGACUUAAUGAUACAUAAUAUCAUUAAUGGAAGACUUUCAAUGAUAUUUGUUUAUGAUGACUGAAUAGAGAAGAUGACAAAGCGACGUUGGCUUUUCCUCCAUAUUUGUUGGUGAUUUAUUUUUGUUUUAUAAAUACAAAAACUGUGGCUGGUAACAACAUUUCCUGGCAUGAUCAAGAGAUAUUGAAUAUGGAUGAGUCUUAGGCAAGCUAAAUUGGCUCAUGGAUUUUAAAUAAGUAAAAAAUCCAUUUAAAUACAUUAAUUCCAUUUGGUAUAUUGAAUUUGAUUGGAUGAAAUCUAAUAACGUAUACCCUUCUAAAAAGGUUAGGAAUUCACAUAAUUUUCACCUCACUAGCUUCGAAUAUUUUAAAUGGAAAAAAAGGUUGUGGGUUUCUUAAUUACAUACAUAAUUUUGUUUAAUUUUAGUUAGAGCCGAUAAUAUUGGUUUGAUGUUGUUUUUUACGUUGGUUGAUGACUACAAAAUGUAAAUGUGUGAUUCAAGUACAAAACAGUGGGUUUAAUAUUCGGUUAAUGAUGGCUUUAAUAUUUGGUUAAUGAUUUGAAUAUAUAUAAAUUUUUUUCAUGAAAUCUUUGCACCAUUUUUUAUUGGCACUUUUCUGUUGGAUAUGAUUUGGUUUAAUGAUCUUGUUAUGCAACUACUUGGUUAAAGGAGUCCACUUGUUACUUUUUUUACUUGUUGAACGCCAUAAGAGAAGAAAUUUUUGAAUGGAAAGCAAUGCAGAUAUUUUAUCAACCAAGAUAUAGCUUAUUUCAUAGGAAAGUUACUAAUUCCUCAUCGUUUACUUCUACUACCUAAAUUAUAAACUAUUAGCUUCAAUAUGUAGAUUUCAUUACCUCAAAAGUGGGCUGAAUACAUCAAUUUGAGGUAAUGAGUUUAAUGAGUUUCUAUUGUGGUGAAGCUUACAUACAAAAUUUUUAUUUAUUUGGUAGUGCCAUAAAAUGAUACGAGAUUUAUUAUUUUGUUAUGGUCAAUUUUGGUUUUUUUAAUUUAGUAUGCCAUUACCAAGUGUUUUUUCAACAUGUGGAGAAAAAGUUAACAACUUUUACAGGGCAUGGGAGAAGGGAAAGAACAUGCAUUUGAUAGACCAGAAGAACGGGAAACUGAAGAUGGCAGUCCAGGUGAACUGGAAAUCGACGAUUGCACUCCAGGUACAUCACACGUAGUGCCAUCGUCGAAAGGUGAUGAUAUGAUUGAGGAGUCAAAGUCGGGCAUGGAGUUCAAUUCGUUUGAAGAUUUGUUUAGCUAUUAUAAGCAGUAUGCCAAGAAAUGCGAGUUUGGGGUGAUGACACAAAGGAGUGAGAGGUCAGAGGAUCAAAGUGUCAGAUAUGUUACUCUUGGUUGUGGGGAGGGAAGGCACAGAUUAAGACAUCCAAUGUUGCCAACCCACGUCCGACAGGAAAGACAGACUGCAAGGCAAGGAUAAAUGUGUUGAGAGUCGAUGGAAAGAUGCGGUUGACAACAGUCAAUAAUUCACAUAAUCAUCUUAUCAACCCACAGAAAUCUCGCUUCUAUCAAUGUAACAGAGAAGUGAGUAAGACAGUUAAAAGAGUCCUUGACACCAACGACUUAGCUGGUAUCCAACUGAACAAUAGUUACGGAUCUCUUGUAGUUGGCGCAAGUGGCUUUGAGAACCUGCCAUUUCUGGAAAAGGAUUGUGGCAAUUACAUUGACAAAACCCGUCAUCUACGACUUGGUGCAGGUGGUGCUGGAGCACUUCGUGAUUAUUUCUUAAGGAUGCAGUACAAGAAUAACGGAUUUUUUGCAUUGAUGGAUUUAGAUGAUGACGGGAGGUUAAAAAAUGUUUUUUGGGCAGAUCCACGUAGUUGGACAGCCUAUAAGUAUUUUGGUGAUGUCGUGACAUUCGACACCGCAUACCUGACUAAUAGGUAUGGGAUGCCCUUUGCACCAUUUGUUGGUGUAAACCACCACGGGCAAUCGAUUCUUUUGGGAGCUGGGUUGAUUUCCAGUGAGGACACAGAGACCCUUACAUGGCUAUUCCAAACCUGGUUGCAAUGUAUAGACGGAGUAGCUCCAAAGGCGAUUAUUACUGAUCAAGACAGAGCAGUGAAAAAUGCAAUUGCUAUUGUCUUCCUGGAAACUCGACAUAGAUUUUGCCUAUGGCAUAUACUAAAGAAGGCACCUGAGAAGCUUGGGGCAUAUGCUGCAUAUAAAAGUGGGUUGAAAACUGAGUUGAUGAAAUGUGUAUACGACACACAAACUAUUGAGGAGUUUGAAAAAUGUUGGUCUGUGUUUAUUAAUACAUACGACUUACAUGAAAAUGUGUGGUUGAAAAGUUUAUAUUUGGAGCAUGCGCAUUGGGUACCAGUUUUUCUAAAAGAGCACUUUUGGGCGAGAAUGAGUACCACUCAGUGUAGCGAGAGUAUGAAUGCUUUCUUUGAUGGUUAUGUCCAUUCAAAGACAAACCUAAAAGAGUUUGCCGACCAGUUCGACAAUGCGCUAAAAAGGAAAAUUGAGAAUGAAAAUCAAGCAGAGUUUCUUUCCUUUAGUGGCACCAUUCCCUGCAUAUCUAGAUCGCCAAUUGAAAAGAAAUUUCAGGAGUUGUACACGAACGUAAAAGUUAAGGAAGUUCAACAGCAAGUAAUCGGUGUGCUUGAUUUGGAUCCAUCUUUACAGACAAUGGAUUGUAUAAUGAAGAGUUAUUUGGUAGAAUAUGAAGUUCGUACUCAGGAGUUCACAAAGCAUGUUACAUAUUUUGUAGAUUUUAAUGUCGAUGAUUGCAAUGCAAAGUGUUCAUGUGGUUUAUUUCAGAUGAGGGGGGUACUGUGUAGGCAUAUUUUGGCUGUAUUCAAAUCAAACGGUAUAAAAUUAUUGCCAGAUCGAUACAUUUUAGACCGAUGGCGGAAGGACAUCAAAAGAAGAUACACGUUAAUCCAAUCUAACUAAGAUGCAGGGGAUUAGAGGCCAAAUGAUAAUAGACAAUCAAUUCUUCUGAAUAUGUGUUAUAAGAUGAUAGAUUAUGCGGUGGAAUCUGAUAAGGACUUUGAAGAUGCAAAGAAGAGGAUACAUGAGAUGACUGGAUUAUAUCGUCAGAACCAACGACCCUUAUCUAGAGGCCAAACAGGUUUGAAGGCCACCAAUACAAUUUAUUUUUGUAUUUAUUUCGUAUUUUGUAUUUACAAUUUUGGAUUUACAAUUGCUAUUUAUUUUGUAUUUACACCAAGUGUCGCUAACUUUUUUUAUUAUAUUUUUGCAAUGCAAAGUUUCGGAACCUGGGGUUACAAUACUAGAUGGGGCUAUAGUUGGUAGCUCAUGACAAGUCAAGAGUCCACUUGUUGUCAGAGGAAAAGGAAGACCUCCAUCUCUUAGAAGAACAUUCAGGAUGGAGACAGAAAUGCGGAAGGUUAAAGCCAAACAAAAAAAAGCACAAGUGGGAGGAAAACGCAAAUAGGUGCAUGUUUUAGCAGGGGAUAAUAAAACUGAAAUAUUUUCGUAGUGUGUCAUUAUGAUAAAGUUUCACUUAUUUCUAAUGAUGAGUUAUAACUAUUUACUUCACUUUUAGCGAGAUGAAGGAGAUACAGUAGCUAUGGGCACAUAUAGGAAUUUAUUUGGGCCAUCAGAAGCAGAUAUAACCAAUGACAGACAAUUUACAGUAUCAUGUUUGGAUAUAAGCAGGUUUUUUUUUUUUUUUUUUGAAGGAGGUCAAUAUUUGCAUUGUGAUAAAAUUCACUUAUUUAUUAACAGGUCAUGGAUAGUAGUGGGACCAUGCAAAGUGUUCAGCCUAUGUUCUUUGGUAGUCAAGAAAGUAUUUUUUAUGAUUGGAUGACACACAACCAAAGCUCCCUGGAUGGAGAUGGGUCAAACGCAUGGAUGUAAUGAUUUUGUAUAUUUGAUGUGAGAAUUUUCUUGACGAGAAGGAGGCAAGCUGAUGCAUAUUUUGUACACCACAUGAUGUGGUCUAUUUUUUCCCUUCUGAAUUUUUGGGCAAGUUGACUGUAAUUUGUAUAAGAUGAAAUCCUAUUUUGUAUAUUUGAUCUGAGAAUUUAAGUGGAUGGAAGGGGAGGCAAGCUGAUCAAUAUUUGAUGUCAGAUUCGGAUGUAUAUAUAUAGAUGACAGGAGAAUUUGUGUUUUCUAGGAGGACAUUAUUUGAUGCCAAAUAGAAUAUAUUGGUUAUUUU